Molecule: messenger RNA, 1784 nt
Organism: Xyrauchen texanus (razorback sucker)
Lineage: Eukaryota; Metazoa; Chordata; Actinopteri; Cypriniformes; Catostomidae
Gene: bicdl2l
Product: bicaudal-D-related protein 2-like
Exons: 6
Coding region: 1-1173 (390 amino acids)
Biological process (GO): Golgi to secretory granule transport; vesicle transport along microtubule
Source: RefSeq, a predicted model, not a curated record
AUGGAGACGUAUAGGACAGAUGCACCAGUCACCCUGCACUCAAUAAGGGACCUCUUGGAAUCAUCUCUUUCCACUGAGGAAAUACAUAAACGAUUAACUGAUGAUGGUAAUUCUGUUUCAAGUCAAAACAAUGACACAAACAGAGCUCACAACUCACAACUGCCCACAUUGGAUGAGCUACAAGAACAGCUGCCAGUGGUUGGGGACAAUCGCCAUUCUACUGUGACAGGCCAGAUUGAUGACCCAGACCAGAUGACUGUGGCUGAAGAUUCUGACCCAGAUUCGCCUCCAAGGAAACCCAUUCGAUCACACUUAGAUGAAGCGUUACCGGAUCUGCUCCGUAGUGGGAGCCCCAUCCGCAGACGCGUGUCCAGCCCGGUGUCUGCCACGCUGAAGCAAGUAAAAAGGGAGGUUGAACUAUCACAACAGCGCAGUCUAAAGCUUAAGGCUCAGGUGGAUAGACUGCAAAGGCAGAGCGAAAGCGGACCUUGUUGGAGUCAAAACAGCGAACAGGUGACAGAGGAGAUUCAGUCUAUUGUGAAUCUGCUACUCCCUAUGACGGAGUUUGAGACUGCAGAAUUAAAUCAGCCCUCCCAGGCCAACCCUUUGGAUAUUGCACUGAUUCAACUGCAGAACGUGGCCCGUAGACUUGCCCUUAAUCAUACCUCUCAGGGAAAGCUGAAAACAGGGGAAGAUGCUGCCAUUUUGCAGCAAGCACUACAUGAAAGGGAUAAGGCCAUUGCAAAGAAACAGGCAAUGGAGUCUGAGCUAUUGAAAAGCAAGAACGAAUUGAUGACACUGAACAACCAACUUUUGGAGGCUGUUCAAAGUCGACUAGAAAUGUCCAUAGAACUGGAAGCCUGGAAAGAUGAUGUACAGACCAUUCUUCAUCACCAGCUUAUGAAACAACAGGAGGAACAGGCUCGGAAGAAGUCUAAAGGGUUUGGGGUUCUGCGGCGAUCAAAUAAGCCCCUCCCUCCAAACCCAGAUUUUCCCACCUUAACACAUGUGCCUGUGUCUCUAUCACAAUCUCCAUCUCCUAACACUCCAGGGACACAGAGAUGGAAGGACAAAUUCAGACGCGGGAGAACUGGUACACACGGAACUGUCAAAGAGUCUCAGACACAAAAGAUCAACAGAGAAUACCAUUUUCAAACAGUUUCAUUGGACUGAUGUGUUAGGCAUAACAUCCACUUCUGUAUUGUUCAUCACUGUUAAAUUAACAAUGGGUGUUCAUUGAUUUAGGUCACCAGUGUAUGUCAUAAUAUGAUAAAUCAAUAUAUUAUUUUUCCUUUCAUUAUAAAAGUGGAACGAACUUGAGUUGAUCUACGAUUGUGAUACUCUGAGAUUUCUGUUGACCCACAGUCAAUGAAUGACAUAACUUAUUUAAACGUCCUAUUUUAAGAAAUGGGAAUAAAGGUUACAAAGACACAACAAUGUAGAAUUCAAGGCUGAUUUUAUAGGGCCAUAUAGACCUUUUUCACAGCACGUGCCCUCUUCAAUGUGUUGUAUUGCAGUUUAAAGUGUCUUUGGACAGAACAUUGCAAAAACGUAUUCAAGAACAUUCAUUAGACAAAAAACUCAGAUGUGAUCUAGCAUUUUACAGCAUGCCAUUGAAAAGAUAUAUGUCUAUCCCUCACAGCCUCCUUGUCAUUCCCAUUAAAAAUGAAGAUUUUUAAUAAUAAAGAUGGCGCUACCGUGAAUAAGGUCUAUAAAGGUGACUAUAGGAAAGUUACUGUAUGUGGCAAUCAUUUCUACGCAUACAUCAGAUUGGAGACUUGUAC